AGGAACUGCAGUUAUCCUUCAGCUCUCAGAGUUGUGGCUCAUGCUUGGUUGUCAAGAAUUAUAUUGUGAGCGCAUUCCAUUAUUUCAUGGCAGGUUCUCUUUGGUUUCUCAUUACUUUACCCUAUAUGGCAGGACAUGGGCAGGAACUGCGGUUACCCCUUCAGCUCUUUUGAGAGUUAUUGGUUCAUGA
Funneliformis geosporum is the source of this 190-nucleotide messenger RNA. NCBI's taxonomy places the organism in Eukaryota, Fungi, Glomeromycota, Glomeromycetes, Glomerales, Glomeraceae. The record is from the annotation of a GenBank genome assembly.